Messenger RNA from Ooceraea biroi (clonal raider ant), 1210 nucleotides. RefSeq names its product THUMP domain-containing protein 1 homolog. Gene Ontology annotation, biological process: tRNA modification. Gene Ontology annotation, molecular function: RNA binding. The record is from RefSeq and is a predicted model, not a curated record. NCBI's taxonomy places the organism in Eukaryota, Metazoa, Arthropoda, Insecta, Hymenoptera, Formicidae.
UGCUAGCCAAUCAGACAGCUGUAUUACUAUCUGAACAUACUAUACUUUAGACUAUCUCGAGAUAAAAACGGCCUAAAACGCAAAAGGUAAACAAACAGAUACGCAAGUGAUGCCGAGCGAUGCAGGCGAACGGCACGAUGAAUACUCGUAAAAGAAACAACAGGCACUUCGCGAAUCACCGUGAUGGUCAUAAGAAACGUAGACAACUUACGUUGGAGCCGGGCAUGACGGGAUUCCUGUGCACGUGCAACUUUCACGAGAGAGGUUGUGUCACCGAUGCCUACAAGCUGCUGAAUCUGUUCGCGGACGAGGAAUCUGCGCCAGAAGUAAAAAAGGAACCGGAAGGAUUAAAUGUAGCAAAUACGUUAGAUAAGUCUUCGGAAGACGCUGACAAGUCCUCGGAGGAUGAUGAUAUAUCAACCGCCCUGAAGAAGGAAAUCACUGAACUGAGAACGGAACAUGAGUUGCCGCUGUCCUCACGCAGGUUUCAAGUGGUAGACACUGGAGUGAAAAAUAUGAUCUUUGUAGCAAGUACCUUGCCAAAUCCACUGGAGCUGGUCACCAAGAUUGUUACGCAGCUGGACGUUACUAAGAAGCAGUGCACCAGGUACUUACUAAGGCUGCUACCGAUUCAAGUUAUAUGCAAAGCUUACAUGAACGACAUAAGAACGAAAGCAAGCGCGUUAUUUGAGAAGUACUUUGCGCAGGAACCCAAAACGUUCAGCAUUGUGUUCAACCGUCGCAGCAAUAACAGCAUUAAGCGCAAUGAGAUUAUCGAGGAUUUGGCAGAGAUAAUUGCGAGGAAAAAUCCAGGUAACAAGGCGGACUUGAAGAAUCCAGAGAUCGCUGUGGUGGUCGAAGUGAUACGUGGCAUUUGUUUGCUCUCCAUCGCUCCUAAUUAUUACAAGUUCAAGAAAUAUAAUCUCAUUGAAAUAUGCAAUAGUGCAAAACCUAAGCAGGAGCAGAAAUCAGAAAAUAAAGAAAUUAAAGAAGAAGGUGUAGAUACUGUAUCAAGUACGCAAGAGCUAGAAAAAUUGACUGACACAGAUACAAGUUUAAAUGCCGAAAUUGAGGAAAAGAAAGAAGAAAACUAGAUAUGAUUUAACAUAACUAUAAAAAGUACUUAUAGUUAUUGUAUUUCAUAUCUUUUAAGGAGAUAGAUGAUUAUUUAUGAAACACGUGUAAAAUAAACAUUUCUUUUCGAGAAUUA